Triplophysa rosa is the source of this 7252-nucleotide messenger RNA. RefSeq names its product zinc finger BED domain-containing protein 4. The transcript is spliced from 3 exons. The record is from RefSeq and is a predicted model, not a curated record. Gene Ontology annotation, molecular function: protein dimerization activity. Bases 4050 to 5927 code for a protein of 625 amino acids. NCBI's taxonomy places the organism in Eukaryota, Metazoa, Chordata, Actinopteri, Cypriniformes, Nemacheilidae.
UGAGGCCAGGAGCUGGUCGUCCAAAUAGGUGAACACUCUCAUGCCCUGAAUUUGAAACAUCUGAGAUGCUUGUUCAGCUGCCUCAGAUCAAGGAUAGGCCGUAAACCCCUGCUUUUCUUUGGGAGGAGAAAGUAACUGCAGUAAAAACCCUCUUCCAUCAUCUCCUGCAGAACCACUUGAAUUGCCCCUUUGCCGAGGAAAACACAGAUUACUCUCUCAGCACUGGGGAGUCCCUUUCCGAGACUGAGGUUGCAAUUACUCAGGGGAGGCAUGAAAGAAACUGCAGCCCACGGUGACUCAACGCAUGUGCUCCACCGUUCUAGGCACACAGCGAGGAUCCCCGUCAUUAUUCGGGGAAUCCCUGCAUCCAUCUGCACAUGAUGCCGGGGUCUUUUCUGUGCCGAGAGAAGAACAUGGCUGCCUCCAGACGGACAUUCCUCCCUCUCCUGCCGGUUAGGGACCGGACUUCCCUGUCUUUCCCCCAGUGAAAUGGCCAGUUUUUGCCAGGGGCCGGCCCCUCCUUCCCGGUGCCGCCUGCUGCCCGGCCUGCAUGCGUGCUCUCUCUAUUUCCCAAACACCGGGCCUCUGUGAUGUCGCUGAAGCGACCCUUUUGGCUGGUGGCGGCUGGUAGGUUGGUCUAAGCCCUGAGUGAGUGGUCUGCUGAACCUCGUCAGCAUUAAACCUCUCAGGGACUCCGCCUGCUUUUUAGAAUCCUCAAACCGCGCUUGAAAUGCACCGAGGCCUUCGCCAAAGAGCCCGAACGUGGAGAUCAGGGCGCUGAGGAAUGCACUCUGAUCCCGCUCAGGCAGGUUCGCAAGGGUCAACCAGAGAUGACGUUUCACCACCACAGUACCGGCCAUAGCAUGGCCCAACGACACCAGAGCCCCACGGGUUGCACGAAGAAUGUAAUCGGCUGUGGAAUGCACUUCCCCCAUGAGUGCAUCACACGGCAUCCCUGCCGACAGGCAGAUAGCUUGAUAAGUCUACAGCAAGGACAUAGAGCUCAAAGAUCUGGCCGCGCAUGCUUGUUCGCUGUAAAUCUGUCCACUUGCUUGAAGGAGAAGCGGCACGGACCCGUCAGGAGAGUGGGAGUGCCUGUGAUACCACUAUUUUUAUGGGCGCCAGGUAUGCACCUAAGGAAUGCUCCAUUGGGGGGCUGAUAUUAGUCGUGCUUCCCCCGCUCCCUCGAGCUCCGUGAGCGGCAGGCAGGUUCUCACUACUGUCUGGACAUUUUAGCUUGUUAGCAGCGCUAAACUUGAGCUAAUAAAACACUUUUCUUUUUAGUUUCAACAAGAAUCACCACCCUGGGUUUUCCUCUUGUGUAAAACAUGGUGUGAAGGUGUUCUAGCAGCAUGGUGAAGAGCUGAAGAACAAAGGGAAUGGGCAAACCCGCCCUCGUUGCCAUGUGUCAUUUGCCUUUUCAGGCGUGAAUAUAGGUGUCUUCAGCAGAUGGCGCAAGAGUGCGCUAUCCCUUAGUCAUGUUGUAUCGAGUGAACCAACUGAAAGGGAACUAAGCGCCAAAGCAAAGUUGUGUCUGUGUCAACAAGACGAGCAUGAUUAUGCAGACUACUGGUAAGAAAACAGUCUUACCAGCAGUUUAUUGAUAAAAAUAUGUGACAAGUUGCAUCACAUAUUGAUUCAGGAACAGUGUUUUUCCCAAUGCAUGACAAUCCGCUAACCAGAUAUGAGUUGCAAACUUUAACUUAAUAUGGAAUGCAUUACUUUGACAGGUCAGGUGACAGAAGCAGUCCUAUCAUUUUGUGGAGAGGCAGGGUCACAGAUGAGGUCAAACAAUGACAUAGCACAUUUACGCGUUUGGCAGAGCUUUGCGACUUACAUUGCAUUAUCCUAUACAUACAUUUGAUCCCUUGGGAUCGAACCCACGACCUUGCGCCAUGCUCUAACCACUGAGCUAUGUUAAUUGUGAAAUUCACUACUGUUAUAAAUGUUAGGUUGAAAAUAUACAGUAUAGUUUCUCAAUGUGUUGCCAAACUAUAGCCCAGGUGGAAAGGCAGAGGCAGGGUCACAGGUGAUUAGGCUUACAAAACAUAAUUAUGUCAUUUGUUGCGCAUUGUAUUAAAGUUAUAAUAAGGUUGCAAUGUUAUAGAGAUCUAUUAAGCAGUGUAGUCGGGGUCAUACGCACGUAUAUGCCUUAUGCUUACUUUUUCCACAGCGCUGUUUGAGUAUAACGACAUAGACUUCUAAAGAUCUAUAUUAGCGUAUACCCUCCCUAUACCCACUUGUUUUCCUGCUUAAAAUGUCUCCAAGCUGCAUUUGUUGUAGCUUUCCGUUUAACUGUAUUGCAUUUUUCUUGUUUUGUUUUUAACUCGCGGUUCUUUCUUUCAAUUUGGUGCAUUUCUUAAAAAAUAUACACAAUAUUUCCUGCGGCCCCGCCUCCGGCAAGCGCGUGAUCUUCAGUGUUUAAUAUUUAAAUGACACGCAACGAAAAUGAAGCAAAGCACUUCCAUAGCCCUACUGUUUAAAAGCUCACAAGUCAGUAUCAUCUCUGUAUCCUCAUUCUCUUUACAGUGGUUUUAAACAUCCUUGUUACACUUAUUCUACAUUUAAAAUAAGGUACAUUUUAUAUCAAGUUUUUGUAUCAAGUAUAUUCCCAAAGAGAUGGAAGUGUUGGCAGUUAGGCUACAUCUGUAUAUGAAGAGUUUGGUUCCAAAAUGAGAAAAUCAUGUAUUUUUAUUGUGCAUUCGAAUUAAUAUCAAUCAAACUGUGGUUGGUUUGUUUUGAUUUAAGCCAUAAUAACUAAAAAAAACACAGCUAAAACAAUAAAACACAAUAAAAACAUGAUAACAUAAUAAAAAAAAACGUUAAAAAGUUAUCUUCUUUUGGAACCAUACUCUUCUUAUGUACCAAGUAAAAUCCUGCAUAUGUUUUUUCACGUAAUUUUCUGUAGGCUAUGUGAUGUGUUAAAAAGAUAUGCUUUUUAAAAAUAUUGUAUUGUGGUCAACAGUACUGGUGUGACCUGUUUUUUAUCAACCUUUUCCAACUACUUAUUAAUUUCCAGUGCUAUAACUUCAUAAUUAAAGCAUAAGUGAAGAAUUAUACAUAAUUAUGAAUAAAUGGCAUAUUUAACUAAUUGUCAUGUUACUAGAAUAACAAACACACUGACUUCUGUCUUCUUUUGGUCAGUUGGGGUUGGCGGUAAUAGCGUAUACACCCCUUUUUGGUAGGACUACACCACUGCUAUUAAGCACUCAUACAUUAGUUUUAACAAUAAGCAUAAAUAUGUAUGUAUCAAUGGAUUGCACAUUUUUGGCUGUUGUGGUGUGUGCAUGAAGUUCAUGAACGAGUGUAAAAUGCUUACUCAAGUUGAUUUCCGAUUAAUUAUAGUGGGCACUUUUUGCACAAGAAUUUGCAUAGUGAUGCAUGUGAGUUUUUUUUAGGGUUAAAGUCAUUGGUUAAUUUUUAGUUUCUGGACAUAUUCGUCAGAUUUUCUAACUCUCUAUAAUGCAUUUGCUAUGUUUGAUCCGUUUGAUCUGUUUUCCUGGUUUUUAUUAUAUUUUGUCAUACUUCGUUUUAAAGAGAUAAAUGGUCAUUAUCAUCGCUGAUUUACAUUGCAAUACAUUUCUAUCACAUUAUUUUGGCAGUUAAUAUUUGGGCUGUUUUUUGUUGGAGUGGGCGGGUUUUAGUGAACCUUUGGGUUGGAAAUUGUCCACCCAAUCUGGCAACCGAAGUCCACGAGCGAUCUACUUCCUGGUGCUGUUCAUCGCGAAAGAGCUGCUAGCGGAUAGGGCGAUAUUUACAUCAGGGCUGAUGCUUUAAACUAUAUAACGUUUGUAGACUCAAGCAGGUUUGAUGGACAUAUGCUCUUUGUGUUUUACCGCAAUUUAAAAAUAUAAUUUACCAUGAUCAGUGUCAGCUCAGGUGAACGCGUUAUCUCGGUCAGAUGCUAUCUCUACGUCCAGACAAGGCUGCUAAAAUCAAGACAGAUUUUUUUUGAGGUGUGAAAGAAUAGAUGGUCAAUUUGAUUCGUUUUUAAAUGUAUUAUUUUUACUGCAUUGUUGUUUCCAUUGUGGAAGGUUUCAAAAUCAUAGAUGGCGUCAAAAUCUAGGGUCUCCAUUCUGGAUUAUUUCAAUAUCGUGUGUGAGGGUGAAAAUGGCAAAAUUGAAUCGAACUGCAAAGCUUGUGGCACAAGGAUUCAGGCGAAACGGACAGUCACUUCUAACUUCGUUACACAUUUAAAGCGCAAACAUCAAGCCAUGUAUGAUGAGUUUGUAAGGAAGAAAGAUGUGAAAAGAGAGACAAUGCAGACGUGUGCUGGCCCUCCAGGCGGUCGAGUGAUCUCUCAAAGUGGCACCGGGAUGAACAAAUUUGACUACAGUGACCCGCGGCAAUCCCUCAUCUCUGAAGCCAUUGCCAAGAUGAUCAUCCGAGACCUGCAGCCAGCACAGAUAGUGGAAUACGAAGGAUUUUGUGAGCUGCUUCAGCUCCUGGAGCCCCGUUACAUACCGGUACCCUGUCAUUACAUACAGCAGCAGCUUAUGCCUGCCUAUGUCUCUCAGGUGCAGCAAGCUGCCAAACAGGCUCUUAAAGGGGCAGAAUCCUGCAGUAUGUCUCUUGACACUGUGGGUGUCAACUGUGGGUAUCUUGGAGUGACUUGUCAUUUCAUAAAUACAGACUGGAAUAUCAGAUCUGCGCUUUUGGCAUGUUUACCUCUUCCAGGCCAUAGCAACACCCAGCAGAUGGUCACCGAGUUCGAUGAGAUUUCCGAAUCCCAUGGCAUCUCCGGAAAAGUGUUCAGAGUUGUUGCCGACUCGUCGCCUUCUGAAAAAAGAUCAGCUUUUCGUUUGCCUGGCUUCCAUAUUAUUGGAAGCGAUGAAGUGGAAGGGGAGGACGAUUGUAGCGAUGAAGAAGCUGUUACAGGAGAAAAUAAGGAGGCCAUGGGUAGCAAUGAGAACCACAAGUCUUUAGACCAGUGUCUUGGUCGAAGUAGGAUAGACUGCUUUGCUCAAUUAUUGGCUCAGUGUGUCAAGGAAGGAGUUUGCGCUUCCUCUCAGAUAUCCGUUCCUUUAAGCAAAGCAGCCCAUCUUUACAACUAUAUUAUUGCUACUGUAGCCCCUGAAAAACUGCUUCAAGUGUUCGGCUCUACAGUUGACCAGGGACCCUCAUCCAAGUACUGGAACGCACAGUUAAAAAUAAUGCGUCAAAUGGUGGAGUCAAUGGAUUUUCUUGAAGACAUUGUGGAUAGAAGUGACCUAGUCCUCGGUAGUUUAGAAAAAGCAGUGUUACGGGAGAUGGUGGAGGUAUUGGAACCUUUCGAAGAGGCCUCAGACAUGGUAUCUGGAGACAAGCAUGUGUCCAUCAGCUUAGCCCUUCCAUGUGUACUAGGUCUUCGCAAGCAUCUGGCAGAAGUCAAUACUCAACAGUGUUCAGAGAUUGUGAUGGGAUUAUCUCAAGCUCUGGACCGCAGGCUCGCUGGGAUUCUUGAAGACCCUCUCUAUGUGACAGCAACUACCCUGGAUCCACAGUUCAAACUGUCUUGGAGCAGUGACAGUGACUGGCACAAGCAGGUAUUGCUGGAGGAGAUCGGAAAGCAUUCACAGCCAUUGAGUCCACUAGAACAUCAUUCAGAGGCCCAGCCAUCACCAUCUAAACGCUGCAAGCUCUUCUCUUUCAUCAAGCAGAGGCCGACCGCUCAGGCCAAGACUGUGGAGCAGGAGUUGUCUACGUAUCUCCACGAAGAACCAACGGAUGAGGAUCCAUUGCAAUACUGGAAGCGCAAGUCCAUCGAUUUCCCCUUGCUCUCGCAAGUAGCCAAGAAAGUUUUCACCGUGCCAGCAACAACCACAUCGGUGGAUCAGAUAUUUGACCUGGUCAGCAAAACAUUUAGACCACAGCAAUGUCGAUUUCUGCCCAAAAACUUGGACACUCUGAUUUACUUAAAAGCUAACUAUAGAAUACUUUGGUCUUAAGUGCAAAGAAAGCUUUAAAGGAUUUCCGUUAUACUGAUUUUAAACCAAACACCUCAAAUCCAGAAGGGGAUUGUGCCUGAUAUGUAUCUGUCCAUAUAAAUGCUGUAGAUUGUUUCUAUAGACAAUUCGAUUCUAUCCCUAUUUUAGUAAACUGGAUGUAAUUGAUGUAACUGUUAUGGUUAAAGGGAUAGUUCACCUAAAAUGUACAAUUCUGCCAUCACAUACUCAUCCUCAGGUCAUUCCAAACACAUAUAACUUUCUUUCUUCUGCAGAACACAAAAGAAUAUUUUUCAAGAAUGUUGGUGACUGAACAACAUUGACAUCCAAUGUAUAGGCACAAACCAUUGAGACAUUUGUCAAAAUAUCUUCUUUUGUGUUCCACAGAGUCAUAAACAGGUUUUGAGCAACAUGAAGAUGUUUGUUUGAGUGAACUAUCCCUUUAACACAAGCACUGUUUGAUAGUAGUUCAUGUUAGUUCACUGUUCAAUAGAUCAUGUUGUCUACAUUUACAAUGAGCUAUUACUCCGUAAUUAUUGAAAGUUAUUAGUUAAUGAAAGUGUUGCCCUAAUGUGGCUGGUUGCCUUUGUUAAAGCUUUCUAGCUUUUUCAUUUUAUUUUUCGCCCUAAUAUAAUGGUACUUAAAGGAUUAAGUAAGAACACUGCUGCAAAUCCCUGAAUAAUUGUUGAACAUUUACAAAGUUCUCCUUCACUAUCAGCAUGCGAUUUAACCCUAGAAAAAGGUACCAAAUGUUUUCAUAAAAAAAGUCUAAACCUUAUUAAACAUUGGGGUUUAAGCUUUAUACUCAUUAAGAAUAAUAAUUAGUCAAAUGGAGUUACAAUAUGGCUGACAAGCUUUUUGAACGGGUUCUUUGUGUACAAAACCCACCCACUAGAAAACUGCAGGCAGUCUCUGUAAUUGAAAAUAAUUACAUUUCAAUACUGUGGGGAAUUGGAAAAAGCUGAUGGUGAACUGGGAUCUCUCAGCUUGCAGGGCUGAAUAGAGAGUAAUAAAGUCUGUGGGAUAUCAAGAUAUGGAUCCGGUAGCUGGUGUGCAAUAGGGACAAUAAAAUUUCAGUAAAAAGUAUUUGAUACCAAACCCUACAUUUUGUCAUUAACCUGUAAAACAUGUCACGCAGUAUAUGCGAAUGGUCAAUUUUACUGUCUCUACAUCACAAAUUUUCAACCGUCUCAGUGUGUAUGCAUAUGCAUUUAUAGGUAACAUGCACUUGUUUCAAGUUGUGCAUCCUAAUAGUCUGUAUAUAGAUGUCCCUGUAUUCUGUGAAGAAGGAAAUGGGAAACAGGACAUUCAAUCAAUAAACUCUGUCU